ACAGUCACUGUCUGGGAAGAGAGGAUAGAGUAAAGAACAAAAGGAAAUACCUCCCUCCGCUGGAGAGGAAAGGGUUAAGCCUAUUACAGAAGACCAAUCAGGACUGGGGGAGCACUGCAAACCUCCGCAGUAAGAGAGAGAGAGAGGGAACGAGGGAGUGAGGAGAGAGAGAGUGGAGAGAGCAGAGCGGGAGAUAGAGAGAUACAAGGAGUGUGAUGGUUUGCGCUCACAAUCCACACAGUUGGGCAGGGAGGGGGAGCAACAGAGAGUAGUUCAGAUGAGGAGUAUUCACAAACCUGUUCAUGUGAAUGGAUAGGAGAAAAAGAGGGGAAAAGGGAGAAAAAGAAGAAUCCCAUCAGCAUCCCUGCAAGGAAUAAUCUCUGUGGACUUGUUUUCUCUGUCUGGGACUCAGGAAGGAUAUAACAUCUGUCAGUAGUAUGACCCUUGUAUGUUCAUCAAUAUUCAGUCCAACUUCUUGGAUUACUGCAGGAAGGAGCAGAAGAUAAACCAGGAGGUUUUAUCGGUUGACCCAGAUUGUUGCAGAGCUGUAAGGAGAGGAGACAGCGUUGUGUGUGGACCAGCUCCGGAGCAUCUGUGUUUACCAUGCAUGGUUGCUGUGAAAGAAAGAUGGAGGACUGAGGGACGGACAGAUGAUGUAGUAUGCAGCUCUUCCUUCAUAAAGUCCAAAUGUUGUCUGGGAUCUCUGCAGUCUGAUCAACUCACUUCCACUACCUCAUGAGGAUGACCUUCUCCUGAAUUGCUCAAUCAACCCCCCGUCCUGUGCACAUAUAAAUACUGGUGAUCACAAAUGUCACAGUGAUCACACAUGUCAUGGUGAUUGGACACACAUGCAAUCUAAUAAUCUGCUCUUGCUCAAGCCAUAUUCGUUGAUUGAGAGUUUGGCAUGUAGAGCGGCGAACCGGAGACCUGUGCUCAAUUUACAAGUCAAUGGCAGCUGGAGCCAGGGGUAGAGUGGGUGACGAGAAAGGUGGAGAGUGAAGGCCUGUUCCAUUAGAGCUCCCAGGGGAGGGACAUGGGCCUGGACGCUGUUCGGACGCGCUGACCUCUCCUGGACAGAUUCUGCACAUUACUAUGGCGGAAACUGGGGAAUCUACAUGACUGGCUGCCUCUGGAGUACAAGCUAAGGGAUGUAACUGUUUUUUAUAUUUACAGAUCUGACUGCUAUCUUUUAACUGAGGACACAAAACAAGAAGCAAGAAUUUGGAUCCUACUUUGAGCGGUGCAUUCCAGUCCUGCACAGGGGAAGGAGUCUGUGUUUCUUUGUUUUCUUGGUUGGCUUUGUCUUUCCUGCCUGGGAAUAUCAUGAUAUUAUAAACAGGAGGUUGCACUGACAUCUUAUCCCUUUUCCUCUCAUACAUCAGUGCUCCCACUGUUACCAAAGCAAACGGACAAGAGAUCUGGGGGGAAAAAAAAUUGGUGCACUAUAAUAGCUUAUAUUCUCCAGAAUCACUCGCUACAGGUAGCUGAUUCUUGCCAUUUGGGUUGCAAAGAAACCCAACUGACACUCUUUAGGGAGGUGGACAGGUACUUUUCUGGCCGUCAGCUUCUCUGGGAGGGACAAGAAGUGAAAGUAAAAGCCUCGCUGGGGGGCUCUGCUGAAGCGGAAACACUUUUCCACAGGCUAUGUUUGGAUGUGAUGCUUGUCUCUGUGGAUGUAACAUGGACUCUAUGGCCUGAUUAUACAGCCCUGGUAUUCAGAUAGUGUCGGAGGGAAAGGAUAAUGCAUAUCCUUCCCUUUCCUGAACAAGAAGCCACCAUGAGCAACGUCACGGUCACCGACAACACUGAACCCAUCAGCCGCACCAUGAGUCCGGCAACCCCCAGUCCUUAUACCUAUCCUGUUAGUUUCCAGGUCUCACUGACUGGCUUCCUAAUGCUGGAAAUCCUCCUGGGCCUAAGCUCUAACCUCACUGUGCUUGCUCUCUACUGUAUGAAGUCCAACCUCAUUAGUUCUGUCAGCAACAUAGUCACUAUGAACCUCCAUGUGUUGGAUGUGCUGGUCUGUGUUUGCUGCAUCCCUCUCACUAUUGUCGUGGUGCUGCUCUCCCUGGAGGGAGACACUGCUCUUGUCUGCUGCUUUCACGAAGCCUGUGUCUCCUUCGCUAGCUUUGCUACUGCUGCAAAUGUGCUUGCCAUCACCCUUGAUCGUUAUGACAUCUCGGUCAAACCUGCCAACAGAGUGCUGACCAUGGGCCGUGCCCUGUCUCUGCUGUCUGCAAUUUGGGUGCUUUCCUUUAUUAGUUUCCUUGUACCCUUUAUUGAGGUGGGCUUCUUUGCACAGGGCAACGCUGAGCUGAAUCAGACGGUGGUAGAGAAUGUGGUGCACACUAACCAGUACUACACAGAACUUGGCCUCUAUUACCACUUGCUUGCUCAGAUUCCGAUUUUCUUCUUCACUGCUAUUGUCAUGCUGAUCACCUACUCAAAGAUCCUGCAAGCACUCAAUAUUCGCAUCGGCACACGUUUCCACGCUUCACAGAAGAAGAAGGCUCGAAGGAAAAAGCGUCCAUCCAUGACAGCCAUGACACCCCAGCAAGAGGCCACGGAUGCAUCCCAAAGCAGUGGCAGCCGUAACCCAACGCUGGGUAUGCGUACAUCAGUCUCUGUCAUCAUUGCAUUGCGCAGGGCUGUUAAGCGCCACAGAGAGAGGCGAGAGCGCCAAAAGAGGGUUUUCAGGAUGUCCCUCCUGAUUGUGUCCACCUUCCUGCUGUGCUGGACACCAAUCACAGUGCUCAACACAGUCAUCCUGAGCGUGGGCCCGAGUGACCUAAUGGUCAAGUUGAGACUGGGCUUCCUGGUCAUGGCAUAUGGGACUACUAUCUUUCACCCUCUCCUCUAUGCCUUCACUAGGCAGAAGUUCCAGAAGGUCUUGAAAAGCAAAAUGAAGAAGCGAGUAGUGUCAAUCAUUGAGGCAGAUCCUACUCCCAAUAACGCCAUCAUCCAUAACUCGUGGAUUGACCCAAAGAGGAACAAAAAGGUGACAUUUGAGGACAAAGAGGCCCAACAGAAAUGUCUGUCCUCUGAGGAUGUGGAGUGAAAGAACUCAUUGUCUUUAAGUUAUACAGUCUAUAAAAACUGACAUCAGGUCAGGAUGAAAAAGGGAAAUUGUUUAUCCAAAGCAGAAAUGUAAUAAUAUGUGCAAUAGAAUGUACAAAACAAGGAGUGGAUAAUUUAUUACUAUUUAUUGAGAACAAAAAAGUAGAUUUCAUAGAUACAACAUAUAUUGUACUGUAGAUAUUGCAUGGCUUUUUGUAGCAGUAGCAACAUAGCCUACAAAAUAUUGUGUACAUAUUUAAAACAUGUACAACAUAGGGUAAACAAGGUAUAUAAAUAGAGACAGAGACGUAGAAAUUGCAUUGUAUAUGUAUAUUUAUAAUAAAUUUUGUGUUCACUGACCUAACACAACAAAAGGUUUCCUAUUCUCCCCUCCCCCAAGUUAAGUAUUUGUGAUUCUGUAACAGCUGUGAGAUUAGUCCCAUUCAUCACGAUGCCACUUGCUCCAAUACUAGACCCUGCACUCCCUUGUGACCGCUGACCUUAUUGCCCUGGAAUUGUCCGAGGGAGGGACUCCAGACUCAAAUAAAACCAUGGGUGUGAGGAUGCAACAAUGACAGACAGGUAGAACUGGAGGGAAUGGAAGGAAAGUGGUACAGUAGCAUGUUGCAACAUGUUAUGAGGAUAUAGCUGAGAAGACAUGAUGUGUCUGCUCGUAAUCACUGCUAUACGUUUUUUUAAAAGCCAACACAUAACAGAACAGCAUGGUUCUCAUCCCCUUGUUUGACAUAAACCAGAUGUAAUCAAAGUGUAGUCUGUUUCACUCUAACAGUCACCUCUUUGAGCCAAAUGGAAAAUCUACAGUUGCCUUAUUUUGGUUUGAUAAAUUGAGAAUGGUUUCAUAGUGUGACAGGAGGAGCACAUAUUAAACAAAAGGAAGGAGGUGUUUUGUUUUUAUUCUCAGAGAGUCAAAUCCUCAAAUGUUAUGUUUUCACAUAGAAGUAUUUGAAUCAACCUAAAGGAAACUGUUGAAAUGGUUAUAUUAACAAACUGUACUCUAAUAACAAUAGUUUCACAACUGGCUCUCCAAAUACGCAAAUUCCUUAAUGCAAUAAAGAAUUACCGC
Notolabrus celidotus (New Zealand spotty) is the source of this 4141-nucleotide messenger RNA. RefSeq names its product G-protein coupled receptor 22-like. The transcript has 3 exons. Gene Ontology annotation, molecular function: G protein-coupled receptor activity; peptide binding. Gene Ontology annotation, biological process: G protein-coupled receptor signaling pathway. The record is from RefSeq and is a predicted model, not a curated record. Gene Ontology annotation, cellular component: membrane. The coding region runs from base 1742 to 3058 and encodes 438 amino acids. Lineage: Eukaryota; Metazoa; Chordata; Actinopteri; Labriformes; Labridae.